Molecule: messenger RNA, 4021 nt
Organism: Brassica rapa (field mustard)
Lineage: Eukaryota; Viridiplantae; Streptophyta; Magnoliopsida; Brassicales; Brassicaceae
Product: phospholipase A1-Igamma3, chloroplastic
Biological process (GO): lipid metabolic process
Molecular function (GO): glycerophospholipase activity
Source: RefSeq, a predicted model, not a curated record
UUUUUACCAUCAUUUGGGACUGAUGGAAUUAAACUAUUUUUCUCAUUGGAAUUUGUAUUUGCAGGAGGUUUCUUUUUUUACUUUGUUAUGAUAUAGCAAAUAGUCAAAUAAAUUACCUUUAUCUUUUGCUUCUAAUCUUAGCAAAAAAUCAUUAGGUCUACAUAUAUAUUUAAAACUUUGUUUGAAGUAGUAGUUGACAUUUCUUACAUUCGUACCACUCACUAUAAUUUUUAAUUGUUUGAUAACUUUAGAGUUUUGAAUAACUGAUAACAAUCCACUCACGUGAUUGUCUUUUUGCUGAAAAAGUAUGAUUUAUUUUAUGGGAAUGGUGAAAUAACCGAUCCAAAACACACAUAAGAUGGCGUUUGAGAUGUAAGUUUUAUUGAGCCAAUAAUAGGAAAAUCAUUCAGAUGAUCUCAGUUGCGAUCAUAUUUCACCGCUGAGUCCACCGACCAUGUUUGCUGCACAUUUCCUCAAACUUAAUGGUUUUCAUGUUAUGCAAAUUUUUGUAUAAUAUUGUACAAGUGCAUGCUCUCUUAAUUAUCACUUACCUUUGAGGUGAAUUUGGCAGUUGUUGUACAGCAUUUCCUUUCAUUCCCUGCUAUAUACAUAUAUAUCAACAAUUAAGGAAGAGACUGGUUCAUUUAUAUGGGCUUUCUGUAGCAUAUUAGUUUGUUCUUAUUUAUCAAGCUUUACUAUCCAAGUCCCAGGAUUAGUGUCUGUGUCAGAAACUGAUCACUCCAAACAGGAAACAUCUAGUCUUUUUGUCUCCAUGGUAUCCCAAUCUCGUCAAUGCUAUCUCCGAGAGAUUUUUCAGCACCAGAUGGAUGAAAAAGACACCAGCAAGAUGCUGAAGGUAGUUUUUGACAAAAAAAGGAUAGGAGAUGAUAUAAUUUCAUCAUUGGUCUCUUUUGAUGCACUAUGAUUUGCUAUAUAAAGAGAGAAACAAAGGGUUAUUAUACUCUACUCACACAGGAAGCCUUUGUUUCUCUCUAUAUAGCAAAUCAUAGUGCAUCAAAAGAGACCAAGAUUACUCUAGCCGUUAAACAAAUCUUACCCCACGUUCCUUUAGCCGUUGAUAUCGUCCCUUGGUCACUUCCUGAACCAUAUCUUGUCAAUGAAAAAGCUAACCUCGUGUGGCCUCUGACUCUGAUCAUAUUCAUUUCUUUUUGUUUUUUUUGUUUGGUAAAAAAACAUUUCUUUUUGUUUCAUUCUUAAAUAUAUUUAUUACUGAAUAACAUAAGAAUUCUAUAAGAAAAAUGGAUCAUUAAAUUGACCAAUAGCAUAUCAUACUUUAAUUUUUCGCUAUUUUCAAUGGAUAAUAUAAUUUAACCAUUUUUAAUCACUAAACUACUAUAUAUAUUUAUAUUUUGAUCCAUAAAAUUGUAAUUAUAAUAUAUAAAUACGUGUUUCAAAAAAAUAUAUAUAAAUACGUACUCCGAUACCUUUAUGUUGAAAACAACAUGUUUAUAAACUAUAAUCAGUAACUGUUUAUUCGGUUCGGAUUUAGCUUCUCUGUGGGGUAAGGAGUAAUGUCUCAACAAAUCUAUAUAAGUACCAACCAAAUGCCAAAGUAUGUCAACCACUUAUAACAAAUAUACAUUAGCCCUAUUUAUUUAUUUGUUGUACUACUUAAACCCAUCCAUGAUCCACCAAAAACAAAUUGUAAGUCUUUUUAACAUCAAAAUCAUUACAUUCUCAAACUUAUGGUGUUCCACUAUCUAAUUAAAGCUUAAAUCACAACCCUAAAAGGUAAUUCAUCUCUUAAUUUCACUUUAAAAUUCAACUUGAAGAAUCUAAAUAUUGAUACAAAGUGGAACACUUCUUUGUUUCUUGAGUGGAUCUAUUCACAUUUUUUAGAACACAAACACGUGUUCAACAACGAGUGGCCCUAUAAUGCAAAUAAGAAUUUGAGGGACUCCAUUAAAGGAGAAGAAAGAAACCUCUACUGAAUUGCACGUCUCUCUCUUCUGCAACUAACUCCAUUAAAUACACACAACAAUAAGAAGAGGCACUUAUACCAAAUUCAUCAUCAUCUCUGUUACCCAACUAAAUCAUAACCACACACAUAAAACAUAGCAAAUUUAAUAAAAAAAUAUAUUUGUUAUAUAUAAACAUUCACUUGCCAUUUAGUCUCUACACAAAGAAGCAAACCACCAAAUCAAAUGGCUGCUCCAUCAUCACUAAUAGCUCUCAAGAACCCAAGAUUCCUCACUUCUUCUCCUCACAAUAUCUUCAAUACCAAACAAAAAACCCUAAUCUUGACAACACAUAUGAAGACUUGUUCCAUCGUUUACUCAUCUUCUUGCACAAGCAUUAACUCUUCAACAACUCAACAUAAGCAACCCCUUGUUUUAGACAACAAACAAGAAGAAGAAGAAGCAGAACUCGAAGAAGAAGAAGUGAAUCUUGGAUCAAUUUGGAGAGAAGUACAAGGUUGUAAUAACUGGGAAGGACUACUAGAUCCAAUGAACAACCAUCUUAGAAGAGAGAUCAUACGUUACGGCGAGUUUGCUCAAGCUUGCUACGACUCAUUCGACUUUGAUCCUCACUCCAAAUACUGCGGCUCUUGCAAGUAUCAUCCUUCAGAUUUCUUCUCAAACCUUGACCUAAAUCUCCACAAGGGCUACACCAUAACACGUUACCUCUACGCAACUUCCAACAUCAACCUCCCAAACUUCUUCCAAAGAUCAAAACUCAGCUCUAUUUGGAGCCAACAUGCAAACUGGAUGGGUUACAUUGCUGUAGCUACGGACGAAGAAGAGGUGGCUAGACUCGGGAGACGUGACAUAGUCAUCGCUUGGAGGGGCACGGUCACUUAUCUCGAAUGGAUCUAUGACUUGAAAGACAUUCUUUGUUCAGCUAACUUUGGUGAUGACCCUUCAAUCAAGAUUGAACUAGGGUUUCAUGACUUGUACACCAAGAAAGAAGACUCUUGCAAAUUCUCUUCCUUCUCGGCUAGAGAACAGGUUUUGUCCGAAGUCAAACGUCUUAUUGAGUACUAUGGUCAAGCAGGUCAUGAGAUAAGCAUCACCGUGACAGGUCACAGCCUCGGUGCAGCUCUUGCUUUGGUCAGUGCUUAUGAUGUCGCUGAGCUAAACUUGAAUCACAUACCGGACAACAACACUAAAGUACCGGUGAGUGUGUUCUCCUUCUCAGGACCUCGUGUAGGUAACUUGAGGUUCAAGGAACGAUGCGAAGAGCUAGGUGUCAAAGUUUUGAGAGUGAUAAACGUGCAUGACAAGGUACCUUCAGUUCCAGGGAUAUUCGCAAACGAGAAGUUUCAGUUUCAGAAAUAUAUCGAGGAGGCAACAUCAUUCCCAUGGAGCUACGCACACGUUGGCACAGAGCUUGCCUUAGACCACAAGAAAAGCCCGUUUCUGAAACCAACUAAGGAUUUGGGCUGUGCACAUAACCUAGAAGCUUUACUUCAUUUGGUGGAUGGAUAUCACGGAGGAGAAGAAGGAGAAGAGAAGAAGUUUUGUUUGGUGACGAAGAGGGACAUAGCUUUAGUGAACAAGAGUUGUGACUUCCUAAAAAGUGAUUAUCACGUACCGCCUUGUUGGAGACAAGACGAGAACAAAGGGAUGGUUAAGACCGGAGAUGGUCGGUGGGUUUUGCCUGAUCGACCACGGCUCGAGCCUCAUCGACCAGAAGAUAUCACACAUCAUCUUCAAAAAGUUCUUGGCACGUCUAACGACGAACCUAAACUCUUACAUUAACCUCGCCACUUAAUACUGAACCCCAAUUAAUAAACUCAAACCCAAAUAUGAAAUAUUUUUUAAAAAAACUUUAAUUAAUGAUAUUUUGAAUUUUUUUCUUUUGUGUGCUAUUUGGAAAUAAAAUAUGUUUUAUUGUUAUCUUUUGGUAUUUUUAAGAUAAAAUCACAAUUAAUAAUUAAAAAUAGUCAAUCAUAUGAGAAUAGGCUUUGUUGAGGUUUGUGAAUGCGCAAGGAUCCAAUCUGUCUGUUACGUUUGAUAUGUGGACCAAAGGUGUAUAAUAAAUUGAACAUGUUAAUUAA